AUGGCAGCAGCACCAGCACCAGCAAAGAACCAAGGUAAGGCCAAGCAACAUGUUACUGGUGCUAGGUUCCGUCAAAGAAAGAUCUCGGUGAAACAGCCGUUGACUAUUUAUAAACAGAGAGACCUACCUACACUAGAUAGCAAUGAACUAGAGCCUAGUCAAGUGCAUCAUUUAAAUUCCAAUGCAUCAUCCACACAACAGCCAAGAGAUAUUCAUGCCGUUGAAACUGGGGUUGACAAAAACGAGGAAGAAGAGGUGCAUCUUCAACAAGUGAUCAAUGCCGCACAAAAGGCGCUUUUGGGAUCCCAAAAAGAAGAGAAAACUAGUGACAUGUAUAUUCCUACGCCGGAUGCUUCGAGGAUAUGGCCAGAGGCACACAAAUACUACAAGGAUCAAAAGUUCAAGCAACCAGAAACAUAUAUCAAGUUUAGUGCGACUGUUGAGGACACCGUUGGGGUGCAGUACAAUAUGGACGAAAUAGAUGAGAAAUUUUAUAGAGAGACACUAUGCAAGUACUAUCCCAAAAAGAAAAACAAGUCCGAAGAAAAUAAUAGAAAGUGUACUGAAUUGGAGUUUGAAACAAUUUGUGACAAGUUGGAAAAGACCAUUGAGGCGAGGCAACCGUUUUUGUCUAUGGACCCCACCAACAUUCUAUCGUACGAGGAGUUGUCGUCAUAUAUUGUGGAUCAGUUUAAAAGUGCAGUGAAAACAAGUAACCCGUAUAUUGUCACUAACGGUGGGAAUCUAGAGUAUAUAUCGACCACCGCACUAAAGGAGAGAUUGUCGAAGGAGAUCAAAUACGAACCGUUUGUUACCAUUUUUGAUAAGAACCAAGUAUCUACAACCGCAGUGAGACCUAUCCCCAAAUUGUUUGAAUUGUUUGGGAGACCUAUUUAUGACCACUGGAAGGAGAGGAAAAUUGAACGAAAGGGGAAAACCAUCCAGCCGACACUCAAGUUUGAGGAUCCCAAUUCAAACGAAAAGGAGAACGAUAAUGAUCCCUAUAUAUGUUUCAGAAGGCGUGAGUUCCGACAAGCAAGGAAAACUAGAAGGGCCGAUACAAUUGGUGCCGAGCGAAUAAGACUGAUGCAAAAGUCAUUACAUCGAGCACGCGAUUUGAUAAUGAGUGUUAGUGAGAGGGAGAUACUUAAGCUUGAGAAUUUCCAAUCCGAACAUGAGUUGUUUAAGGUUAGGUGCAACACAAAGGCAUGCAAGAGAGAGCUUAAUAUCAAAGGUGACGAUUACUUGUUCUUUCCGCAUAAAAAGAAGAAGGUUGUGCGUACUUCCGAAGAUGAAGAGAGAGAGAAGAAGAAGAGAGAAAAGAAGAAGCAAGACCACGAGCUUGCCGUCAAGCAACAGCAAACACUACAGCAGCAGGCAACGCCCCAGCAACCACCACACCCACCACAAAAACAAGAUGGUACGUCGACAGGCCAGCCUUAUGUCAAACUCCCACCCGCCAAAGUUCCCGAUAUGGAUCUUGUUACUGUUUCGUUGGUUUUGAAAGAAAAGAAUGAAACCAUCAAGCGUGCGGUAUUGGAGAAAUUGCGCAAGAGAAAGGAACACGACAAGGGGUUUAUUAAUUUGACGGAUGACCCGUACCAGCCUUUUUUCGAUAUUUCCACCAAUCGAGCUGAAGAGUUGAGCCAUAUUCCGUAUUCAUCGAUUGCUGCGACGCAUUAUCACCAAUUCAAUACAUCGAACUACCUCAAUGAUCAGCUUAAAAAGCUAUUUGAAGAGAAAAAACCUUUACCUGGUGUAAAAACUUUUUUGGGUUCUAAUGGCGAGUUGGUACCGUCCAAGGCAUUUCCACAUCUACUGUCUUUGCUCGAGGAAAAAUAUAAAUCAACCAGUGGUUAUAUUGAACGUUUAUUGCAUAGCGUAGAGACACAGGAUUUUAGUUCAUAUACCAAUGGCUUUAAGGAUGUUGAGCCGAAAGAGGCAAAUGAUCCAGGUAUGGCAUUUCCGCAGAGGAUUCGUCGAAGAGUCGGCCGGGCUGGCCGAGUGUUUUUGGACCACCAGCACCAGCACCAGCAUCCUCAGUCAAAUAGUUUGUUGGAGAGUCCAAAUUCCGAUCGUGUUGGAACUAUACCAGACAUAUAUUGUAAAGAGGAUGCCAUCAAACGGUUACAGUCAAAGUGGAAGUUUGAUACGGAAUACAAAACAACCGAUCCAUUUAGUUUGGAUCCUUCAAAGUUGAAUGGCAUCAGCCCAUCGACCCAAUCGAUCAGAUUUGGGUCUAUGUUGUUAAAUAGAACACGUAAAUAG
Candida dubliniensis CD36 is the source of this 2268-nucleotide messenger RNA. RefSeq names its product Epl1p (gene EPL1). Gene Ontology annotation, cellular component: piccolo histone acetyltransferase complex. The record is from RefSeq and is a predicted model, not a curated record. The coding region runs from base 1 to 2268 and encodes 755 amino acids. Lineage: Eukaryota; Fungi; Ascomycota; Pichiomycetes; Serinales; Debaryomycetaceae. The transcript has a single exon. Gene Ontology annotation, biological process: regulation of transcription by RNA polymerase II.